AUGGGUUGCGGCGCCAGCACGAAGGUGGCCCCGGGGCCGCGGGGCCCGCGGGAGGGUCUGGGCGCAGGCAGGCCGGAGACAGCGGCGGAGGCGGCGCGGAGGAUGCGGGUGGCGCGCUUCCGAGCGCGGUUCGAGCCCCGGGUCCUAGCCAGGUAUGACAUCAAGGCUCUUAUUGGGGCAGGCAAAUUCAGCAAGGUUGUCAGGGUGGAGCAGAAGACCACCAAGAAACCCUUUGCAAUAAAGGUGAUGGAAACCAGAGUGAGAGAAGGCAGAGAAGCCUGUGAAUCUGAGCUCACCGUCUUGAAGCGGGUUAGGCAUCGUUACAUUGUCCAGCUCAUGGAGAUCUUUGAGGCCCAGGAUCGAGUCUACAUAGUAAUGGAGCUGGCCACGGGAGGGGAGCUCUUCGACCGACUCAUGACCCAGAGGUCCUUUACAGAGCAGGAUGCUGUCAGAAUCCUCCACAUGGUGGCUGAUGGGAUCAGGUACCUGCACGCAUUGCGAAUCACUCACAGGGACCUAAAGCCCGAAAAUCUCUUAUAUUAUCAUCCAGGUGCAGAGUCGAAAAUUUUAAUCACGGAUUUUGGUUUGGCACACUCUGGGAACAAAAGUGGUGACUGGACAAUGAGGACACUGUGUGGGACCCCAGAGUACAUAGCCCCCGAGGUCUUGCUGAGGAAACCUUAUACCAGUGCAGUGGACAUGUGGGCUCUUGGCGUGAUCACGUUUGUUUUACUUAGCGGAUUCCUGCCUUUUGAUGAUGAAAGCCACACAAGGCUCUACAGGAAGAUUCUGACAGGCAAAUAUGAUUAUGCACGAGAGCCUUGGCCAAGUAUUUCUCACUUGGCGAAGGACUUUAUAGACAAACUACUGAUUUUGGAGGCUGGUCAUCGCAUGUCAGCUGGGCAGGCCCUGGACCAUCCCUGGGUGAUCACGAUGGCUGCAGCGUCUUCCAUGAAGAAUCUUCAGAGGGUCAUCUCCCGGAACCUCAUGCGGAGGGCAUCUCCCCACUCUGAGAGUCCCGGAUCUGCACAGUCUUCUCGGUCACGUUCUUAUCACAAAUCGAAGUGUGUGUGGAGCAAGAGAAGCUUAAGGGUAGAAGAGUCACCACUGUCUUCACUCUUGUGAGCAGAUGACCGUUAAAACUACUUUAUCCAACUUGAAGUGAGAUCCGUCAACUUCAUUAAUGGCAUUAGCUCAUGAGAACUAUUUCAGCUAGAUUAAGGCACCCUAAAGCUCCAGGGUGUGAGAGCAUGUGGUUACGGUUGGAUAACGUUGACCUUUACUUGUAACAUUUUUUGGUCUGUUGUUUUCCCUAUAUCUGUGUUUGUUUCCCCAAAAUACACUGCUGUAGAAGAUGAAUGGUAUAGUAAAUACUGAAUACAUUUACAUAGUUAGAAGUAGAAGAUGAAGAAAAUCUCUUAAGAAUUAAGUGCAUUAAAUAAAAUACGAGAUUAUAAGAAUAAGGUAUGUGUGUGUGAAGGAAUGAUGAAUCAGGGACAUAGCAGAGAUAGUUAGAUAUGAGGAAUAAUUGUAUUUAUCCUGAAAUUACUGAUUAUGUUUGAGACCAGUGUGUGAUGUUAAUAACCACUGUGUAACACUCAAGAUAGUUACAAGUGUCUGUUAAUUUCAUAUUUAGACAGCAAGUAUUUGUGGAAAUUGUAAAAUAUAGGGCACACAAAGAUA
Equus caballus (horse) is the source of this 1683-nucleotide messenger RNA. RefSeq names its product protein serine kinase H2 (gene PSKH2). The record is from RefSeq and is a predicted model, not a curated record. NCBI's taxonomy places the organism in Eukaryota, Metazoa, Chordata, Mammalia, Perissodactyla, Equidae. Gene Ontology annotation, biological process: protein phosphorylation. Gene Ontology annotation, molecular function: ATP binding; protein kinase activity.